AGGGCCGGGCGAAGCCGGGAAAGCCAGAUAGUACAACAUAAAACUAUCUUGCAAAUGUUUCAAGGAUAUCUUGCUUUGCCUUAUCGAAUGACAUGUUUCUACCUGAGUCCAAUCUCCAGGAUUAGCAUGAGGAACAUGCAGUAACAGAGUGCAGCAUCUUGCAAUCGUGAUCCGCAAGUUUGAUAAAAGGCAUAAAUGCAGAAUGCGAGUGCUGAUCUUCUUCUACCUUCUCCCAUCAUGUUGCGGAAGCCUCCUAGACGUUGUAGACUUAACAGGCGCUUCGAACUUUCCCGGUUUCGGGUAUCUCCAGGCAGCUGGAGUAGCAGGAAAAAUGUUUUGUAAUCGUAAACCGUUUACUAAUUGGCAAGUGUCGAUAUACGAGAAGGAAUGGAUAAAAGAUAAAUUGUUGUAUGGACCCAGAGAACCGGACUGGAUGUUUAAUCCAAAAGGCCAUGGUACAAUCCUAUCACAUAGUUACAAAAUCAAAGGCAUAUGUAGAGAGUGGAGCUCAAUAGAACCAUACCUCUAUGUCGAGCAUUGGUGCAACCGAAAAAAGAGCCAGACUCCCAAUCACUUUUGCCUGGACAUCCCAUUACACGUCCUCAGCCAACCAAAAUCCGGUGGACGAUCUGGGAGAAGACCGAUUGCGGCGGAGCAAAGCAUCCAAAUUCAUUUUCGCGCAUGGUUUCGUUGAGCUUUCUGGGAAGUUCCCGGCUCUCGGCAAAUUGUUCAUUGAUCUCUAG
Messenger RNA from Cylicocyclus nassatus, 743 nucleotides. NCBI's taxonomy places the organism in Eukaryota, Metazoa, Nematoda, Chromadorea, Rhabditida, Strongylidae. The record is from the annotation of a GenBank genome assembly.